AACAGUGGUGGUGUUCUUUGCUUAAGUUGGCUGCCACGUAUUUGGCAUUCCUGCCAUCUAGUUGUUUAUGAAGUAGUUUAAAGUAGUUUUAUACAAAAGUGAAUCCGUGAGUUACUGUUUGAUCACAAUGAUUCUUUUUUAUAUUUGUUCGAUUGUCCCUACAUUGUGGUUUGUCAUUGGGAGAAAACUGCCCGAGCCAGAAGUGGAAAUUGAAGUUAUACAUAAACCUUUAAUGUGUUACCGUAAGUCAAAAUAUGGAGACAUGCUUCUUGUCCAUCGAGGAUUCUUGGAGAGUAAUGGCACCAUGUUUUACUCCAGCCGGAUACAUGGGGAUAAAAAUCCUGUAUGGUUCACUCUUGGAAUCCGAGAAGUGAUUCAGGGUUGGGAUAAAGGUAUGAAGGACAUGUGCACAGGAGAGAGGAGGAAGCUGACCAUCCCUCCAUCUCUGGCGUAUGGAAAAGAAGGAAAAGGUAAGAUCCCACCAAGCAGCACCCUUAUUUUUGACGUUGAGCUGAUAGAGAUCCGUGAUGGGCCCAGGUCACAUGACUCUUUUCAGAAGAUGGAUCUCAACAAUGACUGGAAGCUCUGCAGGCAGGAGGUGAAAGAGUACCUAAGGAAGGAAUUUGAGAAACAUGGAUACUCACCUAAUGACACAGACCAUGAAGUGAUGGUAGACGACAUCUUUAAAAAUGAGGAUGAAGAUAAAGAUGGGUUCAUAUCUGCCAGGGAAUUCACCUACCAACACGAUGAGCUUUAAACGACUUACUGUUUUAAUCUCUUAACUCUAAGUAUGAAUCACAUGCAGUAAUAAGCAAACAAAUUACUGGUCUGUUUUACACAUUACAUCUUUUAGGGGUUGUUGUUUAACUUACAUCUUAACUGUAUUGUCUUUUGGUCCAAACUUCAUUACCUCCAUUUUGUGACAUUUUAUGCAAACUCUGCAUGCACUGAUAAUGUCACUGAAAUAAUCUAGUGAAUUAAAUGUUUUUAAUUAAAUGUUUUUUAUCUUCAUAAUUGGCUGUGUUAAAUGCAUUUGUGUGCAGAGGGCACUGAGUUCAUGGGAUGUUGAUGGACUUGUGUGCAUGUCUUCGAUAAGCACUAGAGGGCACUCUUUUCCUUCACUUCUCUGCCAUCCUUAAUAGGGCACUAUUUGUGGUUUCUUUGGUUCUUUUUCCAUACUCUGUGUGGUUCCUCAGAAACUAAACCAUCAAAAGAAGAGUACAGACAUAUAAGAGCAUAUUGAGAGUAAAUCACAAGAAGAUCACCUUAUUGUGUCUUUAUAAUGCAGCUUCAGUCACUGCAAAGAUGAAUAUUUAUUGGAUCACACUUGAUUUUUCCAUGUUCUAAGAUAAAUUUAUGAGUGCAUUGAGAGGUGGUGUAAAAAUACAUAUUUAAUAGUGAAUGAGCUAAUGUUUAAAACAGCAAAUAGAGGCAAACCAAGUUUUUUCAGGAGGGAAAAACCUGAUUUGACAUUGCGAUGUGACCCUUGUCAUGUCUUUGACUGUCAAAUUGCACUCAUUUUCUGCAGACAAUGUGAGUCCACAGAUCUAACCUCCCCUGUAAGUAAUGAAAAGGGUUAUUUCAUUAAGCUAUAUAGAUUAUACAUUGUACAGGAGCACCCCUCCCGUACUAUGUGUACCCUUACUUUAACUGCAGUUACAAUUCUAUAAAACAAUUAUAUAGUAAAAAGACUGAAAAGAUUUUUUUUUGUAGUCUCUAGUGACACUCAAAAUAUAUCCAGUGGAUUUAAGGGGAAAAUUUUACACCUAAAGGGCACAUAUCACGCCAAAGUGGUGAGAUAUAUUUUAAACACUGUGGAGUAUCUGGUUUUCUUCUCACAAGGUUAACCAAUGUUAUUUUCAGUACAGUAUUUCAUACAACCCUCUUAUAAAUGCCACUUUGCCAACCACACCUACAGGUAAAGUGUAAGACUGGAAAGGAUAUCUGACAGACUACAUGUGAGAUGAGACCUUCUGUUAAAAUAGCUGGGAAGAAUUUGGCAAUAGCUGCCUUAAGAAAAAAAAAAACUACCCACAUACCUGUGAUUCACCAUGCUUCAGGGUACAAGAUAUCACUUACACAGGAACAAGCCUCUCUUCUGACUGAAUCAUCAUCUAUAGCUUUUAUAGUGUGACACCAUCAUGUUAAAUGUAGACAUCAUUUUUGAGAAACUGCAAUAUUUAAACUAUGCUACAUUUAGGUUUUGCAUCAUUUAAUAAAUCAUCAUUUGAUAAAUUACAAUUGCAACCAUCACAAAAAUACAUUUUGAUAAAAUGACCAAAAAGGGAAAUAGUGUAGAUUUACUGAAACCAACUGUGAAAGGAACAUUCUCAAUGCAGCUUCAGUAUGACAUCCUCUACGUGAAGUGAAUGUUAUCUACGUCUGCACCGAGUAACAUUACUGGCAUGAAAAAAUAUUUGAAAAAAAGGGGCCAGAUCUUUUUUUUUUUUUUUUUU
This is a messenger RNA of Sphaeramia orbicularis (orbiculate cardinalfish), 2456 nucleotides long. It is a transcript of the gene fkbp14, whose product is annotated as FKBP prolyl isomerase 14. Lineage: Eukaryota; Metazoa; Chordata; Actinopteri; Kurtiformes; Apogonidae. The record is from RefSeq and is a predicted model, not a curated record. Gene Ontology annotation, molecular function: peptidyl-prolyl cis-trans isomerase activity; calcium ion binding.